AUGGUGCAAUCCAUCGAAUCUUUAGUAAUAACGUCAUUAAGUGAACGAACACCACUAAUUAAAGAAGAAUCAGAAUUAUGUAAAACAAUAGCAUUACUAUCAUCAUGUUUUAUGUUUAACUCCAAUGAGAAAGAAUCAGAAUUAUGUAAAACAAUAGCAUUACUAUCAUCAUGUUUUAUGUUUAACUCCAAUGAGAGUCAAUCUAAAGGACAUCGAGAGCAAUUGAUCACAUGGCUUAGAAUUUUAUGUAAAGAACGUGCAAUUGAUAAUGUUUCUUUAACAAAGAUAAUUGUUAAUAUGUUGGUCAAACUGGAAAGGGAAAUCUCAGAUUUUGAUAUGGUUCCAGAGUUUGGACAUGAUAUAUUAUCUGCUCUGGGAAGUUGUGAUACUGGCGAUAUUGAUUUAAAGUUAGAUGAAUCACAAACACCAAUUUUUGCUAUUGUUAAUUUAAGAGCUAGUAAUAUUAAUUGUGUUAUAUUGCUUGAAUUUAUAGAACAAACCUGUGAUGAAAUUGAAUGGCCAUUAAUCAGAAUGAGAUUAGUCAUUAGUAAAAAAGGAUAUAAUGAUGAAGAAGAACUAAUUGAUCUCGGAGAAUUUGAAAAUUCAAUUUGUAAAAAAUUGGUCAUCCUGAUUAAUAAUUUGAUACAUCUUGAACAAACCUCACUUCAAUCAGCCCCAUCUGAAGCAUUAAUUAAAUGUUUACAAAAAACAUACAAAAAAAUUGCAGAAGCAGGAGAGAUAAGUAAACAAUUCAUUGAUGUUGUUGAAAAGACUGGUCUACAUUUAACAGAACAUUUGUAUAGUUUUAUUAUGUCGUUUGGGCAAACAAAUGAAGCAGUCGAUCGUCUAAAUAGAAAAGGAAGUUCAAAAUCCAAAUCAACAAGUCAAAAGGCUCGAAUUGCAAGAGAAUCUAAAAUGGUGCCUAAAUUGAUUUUCAUGAUAGAACAAUUUGAGCGUUAUUUAAUACAAUUAUUUUAG
Entrophospora sp. SA101 is the source of this 978-nucleotide messenger RNA. The record is from the annotation of a GenBank genome assembly. Lineage: Eukaryota; Fungi; Glomeromycota; Glomeromycetes; Entrophosporales; Entrophosporaceae.